GAUGGAUCUAUGGAAAAAAAAGAAUCAGAUUGGCAUUUGAAAAAGUAGAAGCAUUAGCAAAGAUUCAUCGAUACUAUACAACACAUGCGAAAGAAGAAAUUUCUUAUAUUAAUCGUGAACUUACUUUAGAAGAUGUAUCAGAUUCUGAGCAUGUAGCUGAAGAAGAACCAAAUUAUAAUUAUGAUGUAGAUAAUUUGGUUGAUGAA
Molecule: messenger RNA, 206 nt
Organism: Dentiscutata erythropus
Lineage: Eukaryota; Fungi; Glomeromycota; Glomeromycetes; Diversisporales; Gigasporaceae
Source: the annotation of a GenBank genome assembly